Messenger RNA from Endocarpon pusillum Z07020, 960 nucleotides. RefSeq lists its product as uncharacterized. The record is from RefSeq and is a predicted model, not a curated record. Lineage: Eukaryota; Fungi; Ascomycota; Eurotiomycetes; Verrucariales; Verrucariaceae. The coding region runs from base 1 to 960 and encodes 319 amino acids. The transcript has 3 exons.
AUGGCUUCAGGAAAAUGUGUCCACAAAGGAUGUGGUAAAGUCUUCGCAGACCCAGAAGAGCCUUGUGUAUACCACCCAGGACCGCCAGAAUUCCAUGAGGGCCAAAAAGGAUGGAAAUGUUGCAAACCCCGUGUCUUGACCUUUGAUGAAUUUCUUGAUAUACCACCCUGUACGACUGGGAAGCACUCAACCAUUGAAGAUACACCAACACCUGCCCCUCCGCCUGUGACCUCAGAAGACACCCUACCUACCCCUCCUCCUCCGAAACCUAUCUCUACCAUAGCUAGCAACGGUAAUUUAAGCACGCAGCCUGCGGUAGCCGCUCCAUCACCCGCAAGAUCGCCCGCCCCUCCGCCAGAGUCUGAAUCCGAUGACCCAUCACUGGAGAUCAAGCCGAAAGCCACUUGCAGGAGACGGGGCUGCAAUGUAACAUAUGACCCUUCGACAGAUCGGAAAGAUGAAGAGUGCGUCCAUCAUCCGGGGCACGCCCUAUUUCAUGAAGGGAGUAAAGGCUGGACCUGCUGCAAGAGGAGAGUGCUAGAGUUUGACGAAUUCAUGAAGAUCGAAGGUUGCAAAAAGAAGAAGCGACACAUGUUUAUUGGUAAGGGAAAAGCUGCGGGUGAAGAAAAGCUCGAGACUGUCAGGAGCGACUUCUAUCAGACGCCAACGACAAUUAUUGCAUCAUUCUAUCUGAAGAAGGUUGACAAGGCUAAAGCAAAAGUUGACUUUUCAUCUCCGACGACUCUUGACCUCGACCUGACUACAUCCGACAGCAAACGCUAUGUUGAAACUAUACCUCUCUUCGCAGCCAUUGAUCAAAAGACAUCACAGUUCAAGAUCAUGGGAACGAAGCUUGAAUUAACGCUGGUGAAAGCAGAUGGAAGUAGCUGGCCGGUCUUACGGAGUGAUCAAGCCAGAACAGGAGAGAUUAUCCAGGUUGGUCGACCAGGACGAGCCUGA